AUGGGGAAGAAAGGAAGUAGUUCAUGGUUAACUGCUGUUAAAAGGGCAUUCAGAUCUCCAACAAAAGAUAGUGAGAAGAGAAGUGGUAGAAGAAGAGAAGAUUGUGAUCAAGAAGAAGAUGAAGAAAAGAAGAGAGAAAAAAGAAGAUGGAUUUUUAGAAAACCUGUUGUGAAUCAUGAAACUGUGAACAAUAAUACUCAACAAAGUACACCAACAAAGUUGAAGAAUGAUGUUGUUGUUGCUACUGCUGCUGCAAGUGUGGCUUCUUCAAGGACAGAUCAAGAUGAGAAGCAUGCUCUUGCUGUGGCUAUGGCUACUGCUGAGGCAGCAAGAGCCACUGCUCAAGCUGCUAUGGAGGUUGCUAGGUUGACUAAGCCUGCAAAUUAUGCUCGAGAGCAUUGUGCUGCUGUGGUGAUACAAACUUCUUUCAGAGGCUAUUUGGCAAGAAGAGCGCUUCGAGCACUUAAGGGGUUGGUGAAGUUGCAAGCAUUAGUGAGAGGCCACAAUGUUAGGAAACAAGCAAAAAUGACACUUAGGUGCAUGCAAGCUCUUGUUAGAGUGCAAGCAAGAGUUCUUGACCAAAGGGUAAGGUCUACUUCACAUGAUGGAAGUAGAAAAUCGACCUUUAGUGACACUACUAGUGUUUGGGAUUCGCGGUAUCUUCAAGAUAUUUCAGACCGAAAAUCAAUAUCAAGAGAAGGAAGUAGUGUUGCCGAUGAUUGGGAUGAUCGUCCACACACGGUUGAAGAAGUUAAGGCCAUGUUGCAACAGAGGAAGGAAGCAGCUAUGAAGAGGGAAAAGUCCUUGUCCCAAGCUUUUUCACAACAGAUUUGGAGAAAUGGCAGGACAUCAUCAAUUGGAAAUGAAGAUGAACUUGAAGAGAGACCAAAAUGGUUAGAUAGAUGGAUGGCCACAAAACCAUGGGAGAAUAGAGGCAGAGCUUCAACAGAUCAAAGAGACUCUAUCAAGACUGUAGAAGUUGACACAUCUCAACCUUAUUCAUAUCUAGGAACAAACUACAGAAGAUCACAUCCAAAUUACCAAUACAAUCCACACCACCAACCACAAAGACAUUCUAUUGCUUCACCACUCCAUAGAUCACACCAAAAUGGAUCCCCUAACCAAUCCGUAACCACUCCGUCUCCGGCCAAAUCAAGACCGAUUCAAGUCCGGUCGUCGAGUCCUCGUUGUGUUAGAGAGGAUAGAAGCUACCACCACACAUCUCAAACACCAAGCCUAAGGUCUAACUACCAUUACAAUGGAAACUUGUACCAAAAUAGUAGAGUUGGAACAAGCAAUGGUGUUUCCAAUGCUACACCUACAUUGCCUAAUUAUAUGCAAGCGACCGAGUCUGCAAAGGCCCGGAUUCGCUCGCAGAGUGCGCCGAGGCAAAGGCCUUCGACGCCAGAACGAGAUAGAUCCGGAUCAGUAAAGAAAAGGCUUUCUUUCCCUGCUCCGGAUCCUUAUAAUGUAGGAGGAGUUGGUUACGGAAAUUAUGGACAUAGUUUAAGAAGUCCUAGUUUCAAGAGUGUGAAUGUAACAUCACAUUUCGGGAUGGAGCAACAUUCUAACUACUCUUCUUGUUGCACCGAGAGUCUCGGUGGCGAGGUUUCGCCUUCUUCAACCGGUGACCUUAGAAGGUGGUUGAGAUAA
Messenger RNA from Lathyrus sativus (Indian pea), 1653 nucleotides. The record is from the annotation of a GenBank genome assembly. Lineage: Eukaryota; Viridiplantae; Streptophyta; Magnoliopsida; Fabales; Fabaceae.